UGCUUGUGAAAUUGAUGUAAAAAGAUAUACAGAGCAAACCUACAAUGGAAACUUUAGAAAUUCACAUGGAAAAUCCAUCAAAAUCACUUACAAGUCGUUUGGGAAUGUGCGAGGUUUGCCAGAAGACCGAAGCAAAAUAUACUUGUCCGAAAUGUGAGGUUAGGACAUGUUCCCUGCCGUGCCUCAAUAUUCACAAGAAGGAACUCGAAUGCGAUGGGAUUCGAGACAAAACACGGUAUAUUCCAAUUAAAAAGAUGACGACAAUGGACUAUAUGAGUGAUUACAAUUUUCUCGAAGAGUGCACACGCUUUGUGCAUGCGAGAAGACGACCAAAUAUGAAGAAUUUCCAUGGUGAUUUGCCCAAAUACUUGCACCGCCUUCGUGUGAUUGCCCGCCAAAGGAGGAUUCACUUGCAAUUCCUCGGGCAGAAUUUCACCAGACGGAAGAUGAAUAGCACGUUCUUCGAUGGGAAGAAUCAGAGGAUCUUCUGGUGUGUCGAAUGGGUUUUUGUCAAUGCGGAAAAUAGGAAGUUCCUGGAGAGAAAAUGCUGCGAAAAAGUGGCCUUGGGGAGCCUUCUUUCCAAGUAUAUUGGUACUGAAGUCACCGAUCCCGAUAAGGAGUCCUUAGAGCACUACAGAAGUCGAGGAUUUGGCGGAAUUAAAGUCCUAAUGAAGACUGAAAGAAUCCAGAAUUGCGGGAAGAAAUUUUACGAGAUGGAUUUGAAGAAAUCUCUAGAAGAAAAUCUCAGGAAGAAGAAUAUAAUCGAGUUUCCCACAUUCCUGGUGAUUUUUAGAGAAUUGGAAACUGAAUUUGAUAUAAUCGAUAGCGAUGAAGAUGAGAAAAAAUCCCUGAAAGAGGAAGAAAUGGAAAAUUCUCCUGAAAAGGUCUCCAAGCCGGAACCGGACCAUGUAGGUCGCACGAAUUUCCUAUUCACAGAUGAAAGCCUCUGGAACAACCUCUCAUCCGACGAGGAAGAUGGCCAACAAAAUAUUAAAAAAUAAAUAAAUUUCUGAAAUGUCUCUCAA
Phlebotomus papatasi is the source of this 1025-nucleotide messenger RNA. RefSeq names its product box C/D snoRNA protein 1. Gene Ontology annotation, cellular component: nucleus; pre-snoRNP complex. The record is from RefSeq and is a predicted model, not a curated record. Lineage: Eukaryota; Metazoa; Arthropoda; Insecta; Diptera; Psychodidae. The coding region runs from base 45 to 1001 and encodes 318 amino acids. The transcript has 2 exons. Gene Ontology annotation, biological process: snoRNA localization; box C/D snoRNP assembly; maturation of LSU-rRNA from tricistronic rRNA transcript (SSU-rRNA, 5.8S rRNA, LSU-rRNA).